AUGUCUAAACAAUUAUUUUUAAUAAUUUUAAUAAUUAUUUUCUUCGCUGGUUCAUUAACCUUUGCUAUGGAAGAUAACAUUGAAGAAAGUCCUAUUCAAGAAUGUCUCAAGUGUAUAAGAUCAGGUGGUGAUUGCUUUCGAGUGUGUUUAGGAAAUCAGUAA
Messenger RNA from Dictyostelium purpureum, 162 nucleotides. RefSeq lists its product as uncharacterized. The transcript has a single exon. The coding region runs from base 1 to 162 and encodes 53 amino acids. Lineage: Eukaryota; Evosea; Eumycetozoa; Dictyosteliales; Dictyosteliaceae. The record is from RefSeq and is a predicted model, not a curated record.